Messenger RNA from Tilletiopsis washingtonensis, 802 nucleotides. Its product is annotated as V-snare-domain-containing protein. NCBI's taxonomy places the organism in Eukaryota, Fungi, Basidiomycota, Exobasidiomycetes, Entylomatales. The coding region runs from base 1 to 669 and encodes 222 amino acids. The transcript has 5 exons. The record is from RefSeq and is a predicted model, not a curated record. Gene Ontology annotation, cellular component: ER to Golgi transport vesicle membrane; SNARE complex; Golgi apparatus. Gene Ontology annotation, molecular function: SNARE binding; SNAP receptor activity. Gene Ontology annotation, biological process: vesicle fusion with Golgi apparatus; retrograde transport, endosome to Golgi; intra-Golgi vesicle-mediated transport.
AUGACCGACCUCUUCACCUCGUACGCCUCCGACUUUGCCGAGCUGGCCGAGGCCAUCGAGGGCAAGCUCGGCGGCCUGCCUGCCACGGGCGAGGCGCGCCGCGCGGCCCUGCGCCGUGCCGACAUGGAGGCCGAGGAGGCCGAGGAGAUCCUCGGGCAGAUGGACGUCGAGCUGCAGGGCCUGCCGGGCGCCGCAAAGGCUCGCUGUGCCACCGAGCUGCGCGAGCGCAAGAUGCGCCUCGAGAAGAUCCGCAAGGACAUUCGCUCAGCCACAUCCCGCUCCACGGGCCGCGAGCUGCCCGGCGGCGGCUUUGCCGACUCGGGCGGCGAUCUGGAGGCCGAAGGCGAGGAGGGCGCCUACGCGCAGCGGCAGCGCCUGCUGCAGGGCACUGCCACGCUCGAGGACGGCUCGCGGCGCCUCGAGGAGAGCCACCGCCUGGCGCUGCAGACCGAGGACAUGGGCGCAGACAUCCUGCGUGACCUGCGCGGGCAACGAGAGCAGAUUGAGAACAGCAGAGAUACGCUGCGCCAGGCCGACACCAACAUCGACCGCUCGAGCCGCACGCUGCAGCUGAUGAUCCGCCGCGCAAAGCAACAAAAGCUGACGAUGGCGGCCAUCCUCACGGUGCUGGUGCUGCUCAUCCUGCUCAUUCUGUACUCCAAGUUCUGAGCAUGCCCAGCCACUGCGCUCCUCUUCGAUGUCGGUGCCGCACCUGCGAUGCGCACCACUCGUGCCCCGCCUUCAGCUCUCCGUGUCCCGUCGCUCUGUGCUUCCGUGCUCUGUACAUAUACGUCACUUGAUC